CUACGAUUUGCACAUCGUAAACAAAAACUCUAUAUUUUAGUUGCACUUUGUCCACCUCUUUACCGUUUUUCCUCUUCAAAAAUUGACAUUACUAGUGAACAAAAGAAUAGUGCAGAAGACCACGUGCGUCGGGUACUGACUACUGACUGAAGUCAAGUUGGGUUUUUCUGGCGGGAAGAAGCACGGAACUCCGUUUUGAUGUUUUUGAACGGUGAUUUUUGGAAUGCCUGAUAUCACGAUUAAUGAUGUUCUCGUCAGCUUUCCUUUUAAACCGUAUCCCGUACAGGAGGAAUAUAUGAGAAAAGUAAUAGAAUGCCUGCAAAAUAGUCAGCAUGGUGUUUUGGAAUCUCCUACAGGUACUGGAAAGACUCUCAGCCUGCUAUGUUCCUCUUUAAGUUGGCUGUUGACAAAGAAAGCUCAAUUACAAGCACAAGUGAUAACAGGUGCAAUUGAUAAGAAAGAUUUGAGUGGGAAUUUUUUUAAGCAUUUAACCAGUGGUCUUGAAAAAGCAGCAGGAGUGCCUGACAAUGUUCCAAGUUUUGGCUGGGCUAUGCCAAAAAUUAUUUAUGCCUCUCGAACACAUUCUCAAUUGUCUCAAGCUAUGCACGAAUUAAAAAGAACAUCAUAUAAACACGUGGCUACCACUGUAUUAGGAUCUCGGGAUCAAUUAUGCAUUCAUCCAGAAGUUUCUAAAGAAACUAACGCCUUUAACAAAAUACACAUGUGUCAUUCCAAAGUAAAAUCUAGAACUUGUUUUUAUUUCAAUAAUGUUGAGACCAGGAAGGAUGAUCCUGUCUUUAAGCAAGAAAUCUUAGACAUUGAAGACUUAGUUAAAGUUGGACAGAAACAAAAAUGUUGUCCUUAUUUCUUGGCAAAAGAAUUAAAGCAGACCGCAGACAUUAUUUUUAUGCCUUACAAUUAUUUAUUGGAUCCUAAGACACGAAAAUCACAGGGCAUAGAUCUACAGAACACCGUGGUUUUACUGGACGAAGCUCAUAAUGUUGAAAAAGUUUGCGAAGAAGCAGCGUCAUUACAAAUAAGUAGCACGGAUGUUGCGAUGUGUAUUGACGAAAUAACUGCAGUAAUGCAAGACAUAACUAAGGAUGAAGAUCUACAGAAUGACUUCUUAUCUGAGAAUACCGCCCAAAAAGAUUUCACCGCGGAAGACUUGUGUAUCUUGAAGGCCAUGUUCUUGGAGUUAGAGAAAGCAAUCGAUUCUAUUGAAUUAAAUAAUACCGAGGGAGAUACUUUCCCGGGUGGGUUUAUUUUUGAGCUACUUGAAAAAAUUGAGUUAACACACGGAAAAGAACAGAUCGUGAUAGACAAGUUGGAGAAGAUUAUUUUAUAUCUGACCACCACUAGUACUUCGCCGUUUGCGAGAAAAGGGAACGCGCUGCAAAAGUUCAGUGACUUGCUGAGGACUGCCUUUAAUAGUGGUGCUUCUGUCGCACGUCAUAAGGAGAAAGUAAAACGCUGUUACAAAGUUCACGUGCAAAUAGAGGAGCAGAAAAAAAAUUAUAAAACUGACGUUUGGGAGAACAAAAAAACAACAAAAACAGAUGGCAAACUUAUUAGUUAUUGGUGUUUCAGUCCUGGUUUUGGAAUGGAACAAAUGGUGGAUCAAGGAGUACGUUCAGUAAUACUCACCAGCGGCACAUUGUCUCCGUUAAAACCAUUUAUAUCGGAACUCGGGAUACCGAUCGCAAUUCAGCUGGAAAAUCCGCAUAUUGUGACAAAGGAGCAAGUAUGUGUUGGCAUUCUUAGUCAGGGACCAGAUAAUCACUCGCUUAAUUCGUCUUAUAACACAAGGAAUGAUCCAAAGUAUAUCGCAUCGCUUGGAAGAACAGUGUAUAACUUUUGCUGUGUUGUUCCUCAUGGAUUGUUAAUAUUCUUUCCUUCAUAUCCAAUUAUGAAGAAGUGUAGAGACGAGUGGCAGAAUAUGGGUCUGUGGACGCAGAUCGCUGAACGUAAACCUAUUUAUGUAGAACCCAACUCCAAAGACGGAUUCAUCAACGUAAUGAACGAGUAUUAUCAAAAAAUCAAAGAUCCAUCUUGCAAAGGAGCUGUUUUUAUGGCAGUAUGCAGAGGAAAAGUCAGCGAAGGUCUAGAUUUUGCUGAUGCAAACGGCAGAGCUGUAUUGAUCGUAGGUCUUCCUUUUCCGCCCUUAAAAGAUCCGCGAGUUAUGUUGAAACAAAGAUAUUUGGAAGAAAUCAAGACUGUGGAGAAACAAAGCUUAAGUGGACAAGAAUGGUAUCAACUGGAAGCGUCACGAGCUGUUAAUCAGGCAAUUGGCAGGAUAAUAAGACAUAAAGAUGAUUAUGGCGCUGUCAUACUUUGUGAUUGUAGAUUCGAGAAUCCGAACUUCAAGAAGCAACUGUCUUCUUGGCUCAGGCCGUACAUAAAGAAAUUCACGAAUUUUGGAAUGAUUACAAAGGAGUUACGAGAAUUUUUUAAAAACGCAGAGAAUACUUUGCCACAACCUGGUGUCACUCACAUGCAUUAUGGAAAAAACAUAUCGCUGCCUGCUGUAGGUGCUACCUUCGAAACAACAAUAUCGCACUCGGUCAUACAAAAUGCACAAAAUACUUCUGUAACAAACGAGACGUUUAAAGAUGGUUUUAGCAUAAAUAUGUAUCUCGAUGUAAAUACAAGAGACAAACAGCCAAUGAAACCAAAAUCUUCGGUGAUCAAUUUUAGCACUUAUAAAUUAAAAGACAAUCAGAGUAUGUGCGAAUUAGCAAAACAUGUUGACGAACCAGUUGUAAAAAAAAGAAAAAUUAAUAUUAUAUCAUCUGGAAUCGAUUCGUACUUUGCUGGCCCUUCAACUUCUUCGUCAAUGGUUACAGAAAACAGUUCUGUAAAUCCCACACAAAACGAUAAAAAAGAGAAUAAAGAUGAUAAAAAGGCAUUGGGAAAGCAAUAUUUAAAAGACGUAAAACGGGCAUUGUCGGCUAGUGAUUAUAAACAGUUUGCAACUAUGAUACAGAGCUAUACGCAAAGCGGCGACUACGACAAACUAUUGGAAACAUUAUCAAGUUUAUUUCCCCCGAAUGGACAGCUACAGCAUUUGUUUCUAGGAUUUCAAAAUUUUCUGAAAACACAACAUAUCGCAACCUUUGAGAAUUACAUAAGGAAUUUGAAACGUCUUUAAGUUGAGGUUUUUUUUAGCAAGCAAUGUACUUUUUUAUUUUUAACAGGCUGAUAAAAAAAAUUAAG
Messenger RNA from Pseudomyrmex gracilis, 3216 nucleotides. It is a transcript of the gene Rtel1, whose product is annotated as regulator of telomere elongation helicase 1 homolog. Bases 224 to 3151 code for a protein of 975 amino acids. Gene Ontology annotation, molecular function: DNA helicase activity; ATP binding; DNA binding. The transcript is spliced from 13 exons. Gene Ontology annotation, biological process: DNA replication; negative regulation of t-circle formation; DNA repair. NCBI's taxonomy places the organism in Eukaryota, Metazoa, Arthropoda, Insecta, Hymenoptera, Formicidae. Gene Ontology annotation, cellular component: nucleus. The record is from RefSeq and is a predicted model, not a curated record.